Xylaria bambusicola is the source of this 2156-nucleotide messenger RNA. RefSeq lists its product as uncharacterized. Lineage: Eukaryota; Fungi; Ascomycota; Sordariomycetes; Xylariales; Xylariaceae. The record is from RefSeq and is a predicted model, not a curated record. The transcript is spliced from 3 exons. The coding region runs from base 273 to 1424 and encodes 383 amino acids.
AUAAUAAAACAACGCUUUUAACUUAACUUUAGAAAUGCUGCCUGGAAACGCCGGUUCGAUUCCGUUAACUAUAAAUAUCCGUAAGAAGAAUCUUUUCCUUCAUACGGUGUCUCCAAUACGAACUCGAUCUACUAUUGUCUGGCAAGAAUUUGGACCGAUGUAGUGACGGAGGUGGGGGAGCCAUGUUCGUUUCAAGAGCACUUGCAGCGCUAAGAUGAGUCGGCCAGCUGACCAAACCCGAGCUCGGGUUUCACUGCUAUUGGAGGAGCUCGAUGCAGCUCCUGACGAUGGCAUCUAUAAAGGUACCACUCGUCGCCUCGAAACAAAGACGUAUAACUCGAAGGCGGACUAUUCAAAAGAAUCAAUUGAUAUUAUUUGAAUUCGUUAUUGCGUCUAGCAAGAUGUCAAUUGCACUUUGCAGAAGUCAAGCCUGGCUUGGCGCACGUCUAGCCUGCAGGCAAACACCCAUUCUUCAACAAAGACUAUUUUCAUCACAACGUCUGCCCCUAGUCGUCCGUCCCUCGGAAUAUGAAAUAAGAAAUAGCAGGUUAAACGAGAGAAACCUCGAAAUAGCCGUCCGCGGCGUCCACUUGGAUGGUUUAGUGGUAGUCGAAGAUGUGAUACCACACAAAGACUUAGACCACCUAAACACCAAGAUGGUAGAAGAUGCUCGCAUACUUCAAGCCCGCGGCAAAGACGGUCCCUUCAACUACAACUUGGGAAAUCUCCAGCAAGACGCACCUCCUUAUUCUGAGUAUUUCUACCCGUCUAUAUUUACAAAUCUCGUUGCAACUCAAAUCACAUCGGCCGUUUUGGGCCCUCGGCCUAAGUGGACUUUCUGCUCAGGAAACACGGCAAUGCCACCGCUUCCUGGCGGCUCACCACAACGUCAGCCAGUGCACGCAGAUGCCGAUUUCACCCAUCCAGAGCACCCGUUUGCCCUCGUUGUCAAUGUUCCGUUGGUGGAUAUGACGCCACACAACGGUUCGACCGAGGUAUGGCUCGGCUCGCACACAGGUAUGGGCGGCAUUGAAGCUCAAGAAGGUGCACACGGAGAACGAGCUAGUGGCCGCAUUAAACAAGAUCUCUUGGCAAAGCGGGUGGAAACCCACGGCGCGCCAGUUCAGCCGAACAUCAAGAAGGGUAGCAUCAUAGUUCGCGAUCUCAGACUAUGGCACGCGGGAAUGCCGAACAUGAGCGAGGAAGUUCGGGUGAUGCUGGCGCAGAUCCACUUCGCCAGCUGGUACCGGAAUCCCAUGAGGCUUGAAUUCGCAGACGAUGUCAGGCCUAUUCUUGAGGAUCUGGAGGCUCGGGGCGAGCUUGGACUACAGGUACCCGCCGAUUGGGUAUCGAAACAGAAAGUCGCGGAUGGCUAUCUCAACCGGGCUUUUGGUAACGCAUACGAUUUUAACCAAGCCCCUUGAUCUGGUUGAUGCGAGGGCGAGCUAGGAUUGUGGAACCACACACUUCUUAGCUCAUGAAUGAAGCGUGGAAACAAUGACGAUGAGUGUUAGUUACAUUUCUAGUAUGCCUUGAAUUGCAAUUUUCGUUGUACUGUACUCCGCAUAUCUCAUGAUCAGUGUAUGAUAGAGCGAGGAGAGCAUGUUAGUUAGUACCUUGAUCAGCAGGCACAAUAGCCAUCUCGCCUUUAAGUUUGCGCAGCCUCCAUGUACAUGCGCAGCUAACACUCAUAUGGCAUAGACGAUUUCCUUUCAAGGUGACGGUCUGGGUCUGGUCUGGGGUACUUAAUUAAAUCUUACUUAGUGUUCGAGUUUUUAAGGUUAGUAACCUAGCACUGGAUCCGCACUGGAAUAUUGCUGCCUGGGAAGGAGGCGACAUGAGAUUCCAAUAAAUCUCCAAAUGCCUCUCCGCAACCCCACUCCAAGCUUGGAAAUACAUCAUACGUGUACAUCAUAUAGCGCUGAAGCAAGGUACAGGUACAUGCUCCCCGCCACAGUGCCUUGCGCUCACAAGUAUCUGCCUCGCUCCAGCAGACUCCAAUACUGUCCAGGCUGCAGCGAUCGGUACAACAGUGCACCGCCACACCACCUGCAGGUACCAAGCCAAGCGGCCCAGCUGUAGGUAGCGGGGACCUAUGUACGUAGUACCUACAUACACCCAAAGGAAAGUCAAUGCAUUGUAUGAACAGCUACCUA